This is a messenger RNA of Cicer arietinum (chickpea), 1446 nucleotides long. Its product is annotated as metacaspase-3-like. The record is from RefSeq and is a predicted model, not a curated record. NCBI's taxonomy places the organism in Eukaryota, Viridiplantae, Streptophyta, Magnoliopsida, Fabales, Fabaceae. Gene Ontology annotation, molecular function: cysteine-type endopeptidase activity. Gene Ontology annotation, biological process: proteolysis. Gene Ontology annotation, cellular component: cytoplasm.
AAGUUCAUCACCAAAACAUUUACCAAACAAAAUAUUCUGCAAAGCUCCAAAAGAUGGCAAGUAGAAGAGCAAGAUGCAGUCAGUGUGGAAGGGCUAUACAAGUGCCCGUAGAAGUAGAAGCCUAUGCCUCUUCCAUAACUAUUAUAUGUUCUGGAUGCCAUUCCCAGGGCUUCAACCAACAACCAUCACUCCGACCCAAUUACUCUUCUGUCGAUAACAACAACAACAUAACUUCCUUCACAAACUAUCCUCCUCCUCCUACCUAUGGGAGACAACAGUUUUGGCAACAGCCACUGAGGGGCCCACAACCUUCAAUGACACCUCCUUCUCCAUAUGGUAACAAAAGGGCUGUCUUAUUUGGCAUUAGUUAUGGUAAUCGGGUUAACAGAAUUAAAGGUUCUCUCAAUGAUGUUCACUGCAUGAAAUACUUUCUUACUGAGAAGUUGGGUUUUCCUGCUAAUUCCAUUCGCAUGCUCACAGAUGAUCCAGGGGAGAGAAAUCAGAUGAGAAUCCCAACAAAAUAUAACAUGAGAAUGGCAAUGAGGUGGUUGGUUGAGGGCUGCCAACCAGGGGACUCAUUGGUGCUUCACUUCUCAGGACAUGGAUCAAGGGAAGUUGACCGUAGCAUGGAUGAGGUUGAUGGGUAUGAUGAAGCAAUAUGCCCCGUUGAUUACGAGCACGAAGGGAAGAUUGUUGACGAUGAGAUCAACUCUACAAUUGUUAGGCCUCUACCUCAAGGUGCCAAACUCCAUGCUGUCAUUGAUACAUGCUUUAGUGGGACAGUUCUUGAUUUACCAUUUAUGUGCAGGAUUAACCGAAAAGGUUAUUAUGGAUGGGAAGAUCAUAGAAGUUCUAGAGCUGGCUACAAGGGCACUAGAGGUGGGCUAGCAGUUUGUUUUUCAGCUUGUGAUGAUGAUGGAAAUGCAGCAGACACAUCGGCCUUUAGUGGUAGUGAAAGUGCUGGUGCCUUGACUUACAGUUUCAUCCAAGCCAUGCAAGUUCAACCUAAACUGACUUAUGGUCAAUUGCUUAGUGCCAUGCGUUCUACAAUCCGUGGGGCAAGAGAAGGAACUUUUGGCACGGAUUAUCAACAGCAUGCCAUGGACAAUCGGCAGCAGUAUGCUCAUGAUCCACAGCUGUCGUCUUCUGAGAAAUUCGAUAUUUAUUCGAAGUUUAUUGUAAUGUGAUGCAUAAUUAACAGUGGCUUUGGAAAAUAAAAUGAAUAAAAGGAAUAGGCGAUGUUGGUAGAAAAUAAAAUAGUAUCGAUUUGGGAAAGGAAAAUAAGUGCUGUAGUACUACCACCUCACUGUGCCAAUGGUUACUACCACAUUUGCCGCAUUUGCGAAUGCCUUUCCUUAUCAUCUAUUUUUGUCUAUUUGUAAUAAUUGGAAUAAUUGAUUCAAGCUUGAUUAUGCUACCCCAAAAAAUUGUUCUGCUUUGAAAAAA